GUUUGACUGUGAGCCGCUUGGUGUUUGGAUUCUCCUCACUGAAAAGCAGAUGAAGUGUAGGAUGAGGGCAAUGCUUCAACAAUUUCAAGAGUCUGGACCCUCUAACAGGGACAAACAGAGCUCAAGAGCACCGUCUUCUGGCAAAAAGGAAAACAUCUAGGGAUUCUGGUGGAUUACACUCUGUCAACUUCAUGUAAGCCCUCCAUUUGUUAAAGGAGCUUGGGCAUUUUUUGUUCUUGGACUAACUCUUCACAGCUCCUCCUGCCAGAGCAUGUCUGCAAAAAUGGCUUUAUAGCCAAUGACUGUAGGCAGAAUAGAAGAAAAACAACAUAAAGCAUGGAGGCUUCAAGUUCUGCUCAUGCAGGGACUUCCCCCUCUACACCCAUCUUCCCCACCUCUCUUUCUCCAUCCUCUCAUGGCUACUUUCAGUUCUUCUUGGAGUACCAGUGCAAUUCUGUCAUUGUGGAACAUUACAACCACACUGGCAAGCUGCAGAAAGACCGCUACCGUGAGGGGCUCAAACCUGAGAGUAUUGCAUUCCUGGUGGUGUGUCUUCUCAUCGUCCUGGAGAACGCUGUGGUUCUCAUUGCCAUUUGGAGGAACAAGAAGUUCCACUUGCCCAUGUAUUACCUGCUAGGUAACCUGACUCUGUCUGACCUGCUGGCUGGGAUUACCUACAUGGCCAACAUUAUCAUGUCUGGACCUAAUACUUUGAAACUGACACCAUUGCUGUGGUUCCUCAGGGAGGGAGGGGUCUUCAUCACUCUGGCUGCCUCUGUCAUUAGUCUGCUGGCCAUUGCAAUUGAAAGGCAUGUUACUAUGGUGACCAUGAGGCCAUACCAUGGGGCAAAGCGAGGACGGAUGUUGGCGCUGAUUGGUGCAAGUUGGGCCCUGGCAAGUUUUUUGGGGGUCCUACCUAUUCUGGGAUGGAACUGCAUCCACAGACUGGACCAGUGUUCAACAGUGCUCCCACUUUAUGCCAAAAGCUACAUACUCUUCUGCGUAUCCGUGUUCAGUGCAGUGCUCCUGGCUAUUGUGGUCCUUUAUGUCAGGGUUUUCCGCAUUGUCCGCACCAACACGCAGCGCCAGCGGCUGGGUCUGUCAGGCAGCAUGCGAAAAGGCUUAGCGAGGAAGUCACAGAAAUACAUUGCCCUCCUCAAGACAGUCACCAUCGUGCUGGGCGUCUUCAUCGCUUGUUGGCUGCCCCUCUUCCUCCUCCUCCUCCUGGAUUUUUUUUGCCCAACCCGCAGCUGCAGCCUGCUCUACAAGGCUGAUUACUUCCUGGGAGUAGCCAUGGUCAACUCGCUUCUCAACCCCAUUAUCUACACUCUGACCAGUAAAGACAUGAGGAGAGCCAUUCUGAGGCUGCUUUGUCGGCCGUGUCUGAUGACCAGAGACGGCCAAGUAAAGAAGAUCGGGAUGCCAUUCCUGGAGUGCAGUUUCAGUAAGACUGAGGUGGCUUCACAGAAGUUGGAGGGGGGACUGGAGACGACCAUUUCCUCUGGGAACGUUGUCACCACCCCAUCUCCAAUUAAAGCUCUCUACCCUAAACUCUUCAAGUCAUAAGGAGAUAGUCUGACUGGUUGAGUCCAUAAACGUGUGAAUGGAUUUCCCACAAAACAGAGGACAUGUAGCACAAAUGCAUCUUAUAAAGAAGAAGCAGAUCUGGUAUUCUCAAAUUUGGAGUAUAGCCAGAAGCAGAUGUUAUGGAGGCACAAGAGAAUCAUGUUAAGGCAAAUGUCUCACAUUGACAAGUCAAAAGUGGUGCGGUUGAAGCAACAUAACCACAUCCACAAACUUCACUGUGACAUGAUCACAGAACAAAAGGCCAUAAGGAUGCUACUCAAAUGUGAACAAGCCAACAAACUAGCCUAACGUUCAUGAAUAUAAUGCAAGUGAUGAGUCUCCUUAACAGAUUUGCACUGAAUUCAUAACCAUGAAUGGAGCCGCAGGUUUGUAUUAAAGUUUCCUGCGGCUCUGCAGUUUGCUUUGAAGUCUGGAAGUAUGUUUCUGUGAAAGCAAAGACUCUUGUGACUGAAAAAGUAUAAACUGAGCACAAACAUUUUCACCGAGACCUGCUUGGUUAAUGGUGAAUGAGUGUGACUGUCUUUUCCACUCUCCGCAGUUUCUUAUGCCUUUAAUACAUCACAGGCACCAUGGUGUGCUAGAUUUGAUAUUGUUCAGCACCCCUACGCAUAUAGUAUCUGUGUACACAGGGAGAGUUACGGGGUAAAGAAAGAUAACAGGAAAGAGAGAGGUGGCACUUACUCUUAACUGCUCUUGCAAAGACAGCUCAGUGGAGAAUGCUGCGACCUAGUCGUGGGAGGGAGGGAGGCACAAAAUUAAAAUCCCCCUCUGUUUUGAAAUGACAGAUGGUUAACCAAUUUAAACCCAAGCGGAUGGUUGCUGGAGUUGCUCUCUGACCUUUUGAAAUGUCAUUCAGGCAUCUGCAGGAAAAUUUCUAUACCAACUAAAAAAACAAAACGUCAUCAUAUAAUCUGAUUAAUUGUCAGACGUAAUA
Toxotes jaculatrix (banded archerfish) is the source of this 2521-nucleotide messenger RNA. RefSeq names its product sphingosine-1-phosphate receptor 5b (gene s1pr5b). The coding region runs from base 337 to 1566 and encodes 409 amino acids. The transcript is spliced from 2 exons. Gene Ontology annotation, biological process: G protein-coupled receptor signaling pathway. Lineage: Eukaryota; Metazoa; Chordata; Actinopteri; Toxotidae. Gene Ontology annotation, cellular component: membrane. The record is from RefSeq and is a predicted model, not a curated record. Gene Ontology annotation, molecular function: sphingosine-1-phosphate receptor activity.